This is a messenger RNA of Penicillium taxi, 1083 nucleotides long. Its product is annotated as LLM class flavin-dependent oxidoreductase. The coding region runs from base 1 to 1083 and encodes 360 amino acids. The record is from RefSeq and is a predicted model, not a curated record. Gene Ontology annotation, molecular function: oxidoreductase activity, acting on paired donors, with incorporation or reduction of molecular oxygen. The transcript has a single exon. NCBI's taxonomy places the organism in Eukaryota, Fungi, Ascomycota, Eurotiomycetes, Eurotiales, Aspergillaceae.
AUGCCUGCCGAAUUCAUCAGCGUCACAUUCCCCAAUGCUUCGACCGAGCUCAACCCGAUCCCGGGUGCUGGCGUCGAUCCCGACUACCUCGUUCGAUAUGCCAGAACUCUAGAUGAUUAUGGUUACAACUACACUUUAAUUCCAUAUGGCUCGGAGUCAUUCGACCCCUUCACCAUCGGUGCCACUAUCUUGACUGUCACCAAAAAUGUCAAGGUUAUCAUUGCCCUUCGACCCAACACAAUUUACCCAACUGUGGCAGCAAAAGCCCUCGCAACCCUAGACCAACUCGGUCGCGGCCGUGUUGUUGUUCAUUUCAUCGCAGGUGGAAGUGACGUGGAGCAACAGAAGGAGGGUGAUUUUGCAAACAAAGAGCAAAGAUAUAGCCGCCAAGAAGACUACAUUAAGAUUCUACGCCGUGCAUGGGAGUCCGACGAGCCAUUCGACUGGGAGAGUGAGUUCUAUACCUUCAAACAAUUUAGCAACAAGGUGCGCCCUACCAACGGCACUAUUCCCGUCUCACUGGGUGGUUCCUCCGACGAUGCAUACCGUAUCGGUGGUUCCCUUUGUGACAUCUUUGGUCUGUGGGGUGAGCCUCUCAAGGAGACCAAGCAGCAGAUCGAUCGUAUCUACGCAGAGGCAGAGAAGGCUGGCCGCAAAGAUAAGCCCAAGAUUUGGGUCACUUUCCGUCCUAUCACUGCAGAGACAGAUGAUCUUGCCUGGGCCAAGGCUCACCGAACAUUGGACGCCUUGAACAGCCACCGGGCCGCUGGUGUGGGCAAGGUUCCCGCUAAUGCUCCCGCUCCCCAGAACGUGGGAUCCCAGCGUCUGCUUGAUAUUGCUGCUCGUGGAGAGGUUCAGGACCGUGCUCUUUGGUACCCUACUGUGACUGCCACCAAUGCCCGUGGCGCCUCUACUGCAUUGGUUGGAUCGCCAGAAACCAUUAAGGACUCGAUUAUUGACUAUGUUAAGCUGGGAGCUGAGCUUAUCUCCAUUCGUGGCUACGACAACCUUAAUGAUGCCAUUGACUAUGGACGUUAUAUCAUUCCUGCUGUCCGCGAGGAAAUUAAGAAGGACAACCUCUAA